ACUAUUUGAGGUUAUGUUUAGUUUGACACAAAUGAUAAAUGUCAAAACUCAAAACAUUACAAUAAUAAAAAGUAGGAAAUCAGUAAUUAUUAUGCAACAUUAUAAUGAAUCAAUAGUGUUUAAAACGAUGUGAGUGCUAGUAAAGUUCUUUCCGUCGCUUGUCGCAUGAUUUUCAACAUUUUGUUUCUUGAGGUUAUGUAAAAACGGAUUUGGGGAUAUGGCAUUUUAUCUGAGUCGAUUUUACAUGAAUACCCCUCGAUUUUUAUCACUGCAUAUUUUAACUCGAGUGUUGCCUCAAUUUUACUCAAAAUUUGAGGUCGAUGUUAUUGACGAUUUUACAACCCAAUUGAUGCAAAGAAAAAUCGAUAAGUGGGAGUUGAAGAAGCGGCAAAACCAAGCCCUGUUGGAGAAUAUAUCAAAAAGUGACGACAAACAUUUAAAAGAAAUGUCUGUGGAAAAUAUGGGAAGUGAUCAACUUGUCUUUCUCUUCCAAAACGCAAUAGAUAAUAAUGAUGCAGAAGCUGUAAUAAAUUUAAUUAAAUUGUGCAUUCAACACAAAAAAUCGCCGACAAUUAAUAUUGUGGUUAACGUUCUUUCAAUUUGUGGGGAAAACGGUGAUAAAGAGACAAUUUCCCAAAUUGAGGAAUUAUGUAAAGUACACUAUCCCACUGCACUUGAGGAAAAUUCGAAUUUUCGACAUUACCUUGCAAAGGCAAUAUGGGUGAAAGGAGAUAUUUCCAAAGCAUUGGAAAUAUUUGAAAAUGUUUAUCGUGAAAAUCCAUUUUUGCGGCGAAAAAUCCGCCUCAUGUUAAAAUACUUAAUAACAGAUUUAAUUACAAAUGGCAGUGAAGCUGCAUUAGCAAACACGAUUGCUUUCUCAGAAAGGAUUUUAAGAGAUUUUGAAGAUUUAAGUCCCCUCACUUACGUGUGGCAGGCUUGUUUCUUGAGUGAGUGGUUUUCUGAUCAGAGUAUAGCUUUAGAACUACUAGAAAAACACAACGAUUUGUGUAAAUCUGUGAUUAAUAGAAUCCCUUAUGUAGUUUUUGUAUCACUGAAGUGUCACAGAACUGAAGUUGUGUACAGGUUAUUAGAAAUUUUACUGAAGUUUAAGAUGAAACAACAAUAUUCCAACGUUUUGGAAUCUCUUUUGGAGUAUCAAUUUAGGUAUGGCGAUUGGAGUCAAUGCUCGGAAAUUAUUAGGUGGGCAGUUGACAAUGGCGUGACUUUACCUAAAAAACAUCAUAUAAAAUUAAUAAAUUCCAUGCUUAAUAAAAAGAUGAAGACUCCUUUGGCCCCGUUGGAACAGGAGUUGGGUGAGAUACCAAAGUGGAAGUUGUAAAUUAAGAAAAAAGGAAUAAUAAAACAGAUUUU
Tribolium madens (black flour beetle) is the source of this 1371-nucleotide messenger RNA. RefSeq lists its product as uncharacterized. Bases 218 to 1339 code for a protein of 373 amino acids. The transcript has 2 exons. Lineage: Eukaryota; Metazoa; Arthropoda; Insecta; Coleoptera; Tenebrionidae. The record is from RefSeq and is a predicted model, not a curated record.